AGCACCUGAGAUCAAGACUCUGCCGCAGGAGAGAACGUCCCCAAUAUGGUCGGGGUAUUGCGCGCUGCUUCGCUGUUAGCUGUCGCUAUGUUGGCGGCGUGCGCGGAGGCGAAGGAUCGCUGCACUGCUAUUAUCGUCGGAGCGAAGGCAUCGACCACUGGUACACCGAUGACGACGCACACAAACGACUGCUCAUCCUGCGACUUCCGCAUUGCCAAAGUGCCGGCCCAGACGCACGAAGAUGGAGCUCAGCACGACGUCGUGCUCGCAGCUUUCGACUACCCGCGCUACGUGGGUGGCACUCGUGGCAAGGAAUACCUUCCGGAGAAUCUAGACUCGCGUUUCUAUAACUGGACGGCGACCCCUGCUAUUGGCAGCAUCCCGGAAGUGCCUCAGACGUUCGCCUACAUCGAAGGUGCCUAUGGUAUCAUCAACGAACACCAGGUGGCUAUCGGUGAGAGUACGUGUCCCGCGCGGUUCUGGACCAAGCCAGUUACGGAAGGAGGCGAGGCUUUGUUUGAUGUUGGGGAGCUCUCUCGCAUAGCACUGCAACGUGCCCAGACUGCACGUGAGGCAGUCCAGUUGAUGGGAGAUCUUGCCGUGCAAUACGGAUACUACGGUGCUGAAUGGGAAGGCAACGACGUGUAUGACGAGGCCGGUGAAGCACUUACGGUUACGGACACUAAAGAGGCGUGGAUUUUCCAUAUCCUACCGGACGACACUGGCCGGUCGGCUAUUUGGGCUGCCCAGCGCGUCCCGGACGACCAGAUGAGCGGCGUAGCCAACCAAUUCGUGAUCCGUGAACUGGAUUUAGACCGCCCGGCAUAUUUCCUUGCAUCCCCAAACGUCCACGACGUGGCUAUCCGCAACAACCUUUGGAAGCCUGACGACGGCACUCCGUUUGACUUUACUCGCGCGUACGCUCAGCCUCGCAAGGAUACGCAUCAGUAUUACUCCACACGUAGAGUUUGGCGCUUGUUCACACUGGCUAACCCGGAGCUGAAGCUGUCCCCGGAAACUGAUGUACUUGCCAGUGACUACCCGUUCUCCGGCACGCCAUUUGACAUGACCAAGGGACCGAAGAGCGGUCCGUAUGGCGAUCCUGACCGAUACGAUGCAGCCCCGAACGGAGAUCUCACUCAGGAAGACAUUGACCGUGGCCACUUCGAGCGAGCAAUCUCGAUCUUCCGUGCUAGCUACUCGUUUGUAUCCAUCUUGGACCCUUACAACCCGGACAACGCCUUCCUCUGGUUCGGCCAGUAUGCCCCGCACGCCACCACAUACACUCCUGUGUUUGUGCAGUCAACUGAUGUCCCCAAGCAACUCGCACGUGGUUCGUUGUAUGCUUUUGAUCGCGAGUCGUCUUUCUGGAUCCAUGCGCUGGUUGGAAACUGGGCUGCACGCUUCUACUCGUACGCCCGUCCAUUUGUUGCUAGAGUCCAGGACGAGGUGGAGAGUCACGCUGACGGUAUGCUACGUAGCGUGUUGAUCGAGGCUGCACGACACAAACGGGAAGGCGGCGUGCCGGCCAUGGUGGAGUUCCUUACCAAGCAGAGUGACACGUUUGCUCAGCGAGCGCACAAAGCCUCGUCAGAUCUGUUCGACUACCUGGUCACCGCUUUCCACGACGGCUACCAGGUCUCCAACUUUUACGCCAAGAUGCUGACGGUUCAGUCCAUCUUCUACCCCAAGUGGUGGCUGCAGCAGGUUGGCUUCUUCGAUGGUGCAGAAGAUAGUAGUGACGCUGAGCCUGCGUCGACUGAGGCUGCUACCACCGCUCCAACAUCGUCAAGUGGUGGAGCCACUGCCACCGCCAAGGCUGUGAUCGUUGAGGUGGCGCACAAGGGCUCCGUCUCGUACUUUACCACCACUGUUCUUGUGAUCCUCUCGGGGCUUGCUGGCCUCUUCCUCGGGCGCAAGUUCCACGGACCGCUCACGAACAAGAAGCAGGGUUACCGGCCGCUGCAGUAGGCGCACUGCGCUGUCUAUUGUGUUUUGUUGCCUUUAACUUGUGUAGCCAUUUCAAUACUUUGUUCAGAAUGACGGUAAA
Phytophthora infestans T30-4 is the source of this 2050-nucleotide messenger RNA. Its product is annotated as peptidase, putative. The record is from RefSeq and is a predicted model, not a curated record. Gene Ontology annotation, molecular function: dipeptidase activity; cysteine-type exopeptidase activity. Gene Ontology annotation, biological process: proteolysis. The coding region runs from base 46 to 1971 and encodes 641 amino acids. The transcript has 4 exons. NCBI's taxonomy places the organism in Eukaryota, Oomycota, Peronosporomycetes, Peronosporales, Peronosporaceae.